Molecule: messenger RNA, 1721 nt
Organism: Lolium rigidum
Lineage: Eukaryota; Viridiplantae; Streptophyta; Magnoliopsida; Poales; Poaceae
Product: monothiol glutaredoxin-S11
Exons: 3
Coding region: 16-1491 (491 amino acids)
Source: RefSeq, a predicted model, not a curated record
GCACUGUACGCGGCGAUGGCGAGCGGCGGCGGGGCGGUGAGGGAGGUGGGGUCGAGGGCGGAGCUGGACGCGGCGGUGGGCGGCGCGCGGCCCGCCGCGGUGCACUUCUGGGCCUCCUGGUGCGAGGCCUCCAAGCAGAUGGACGAGGUCUUCGCCCACCUCGCAGUCGACUUCCCGCACGCGCUCUUCCUCCGGGUUGAAGCUGAAGAACAACCGGAAAUUUCAGAGGCGUAUGGAGUUUCAGCAGUACCAUACUUUGUUUUCUGCAAGGAAGGCAAGGCUGUUGAUACUCUGGAGGGUGCAAAUCCAGCCAGCCUGGCCAAUAAGGUUGCAAAGUUAGCUGGGCCUGCCAAUGUUGCUGAGUCUGCUGCACCUGCUAGCCUGGGGGUUGCUGCUGGGCCUGCUGUGCUUGAAAAGGUCCAACAAUUGGCACAGCAAAAUGGAUCUUCUGCUGCUGAAAGUGCAACUGCUCUGAAUAAGCGAUUGGAGCAGCUUGUCAAUUCCCAUCCUGUCAUCUUAUUUAUGAAGGGAAAUCCAGACGAACCAAGGUGUGGUUUCAGUCGAAGAGUGGUUGACAUUUUGAAGCAGGAAGGUGUUGAGUUUGGGAGCUUUGAUAUCCUUGGAGAUAAUGAAGUACGUGAAGGAAUGAAGAAGUUCUCUAACUGGCCAACUUUUCCUCAGUUGUACUGCAAAGGUGAGCUGCUUGGUGGAUGUGAUAUUGUUAUUGCUAUGCAUGAAAGUGGUGAGCUGAAGGAUGUGUUGAAGGAGCACAACAUUCCUCUCCGCCCACAAGGAAGCAAAAUUGAGGAGCCAGUGAUAUCUGAGUCUACAGGUGAAAAGAGUCCUGAACCAAUUGGGCUUACUGAAGCUCAGAAAGCUCGUUUGGAGAGCCUCACUAAUUCUAACCCAGUGAUGAUAUUUAUCAAAGGUUCACCCGAGGAGCCCAAGUGUGGAUUUAGUGGGAAGGUCAUUCAUAUUCUUAAGCAAGAGAAGAUUCCUUUCUCAAGUUUUGACAUUCUUUCAGAUGAUGAGGUUAGGCAGGGCCUAAAGGUUCUAUCGAACUGGCCUAGCUACCCUCAAGUGUACAUAAAGGGUGAACUGGUUGGUGGUUCUGACAUAGUGAUGGAGAUGCAUAAGAGUGGGGAGCUAAAGAAGGUUCUGUCCGAGAAAGGGAUUAUUCCGAAAGACAGCCUAGAGGACCGACUGAAGGCCUUGAUUUCCUCAUCCCCAGUGAUGCUGUUCAUGAAGGGCAACCCAGAUGCUCCACUUUGCGGCUUUAGUUCGAAAGUUGUGAAUGCAUUGAGAGGAGCAGGGGUCAGCUUUGGGUCCUUUGACAUUUUAUCUGAUGAGGAAGUCAGGCAAGGUCUGAAGACUUACUCAAACUGGCCCACAUUUCCCCAGCUCUACUACAAAUCAGAACUGAUGGGGGGUUGUGACAUUGUUCUUGAGAUGGAAAAGAGUGGAGAGUUGAAGUCCACUCUUUCGGAGUAGCAGAUAUUUUGGUGAUAUAAUAUCGAUGGCUUAUCGUGUUUUCAGCAAACGUCCUAUAUCAAGUUGCUCUAUUGGUGGCAUUUCUGUGCCGAUGUAUUCAUAGAUCCAUGUUUUAAACUUGGAUUUCCUAGUGCUACGUUAGUUGAACUGUGACAAUUCCAGAAGAAUAACUUGAAAACCUUUUAAGUGCCUGUUUUGGUCUUCUUAUAUUACCCUGCUUUAUUUUUUGC